CUGAUGAAAUUCAUCAAAUUUUGAAAAUAACUAAUCUUUACGAUGAAGAAGAAGAUAUUGACUUGGAUCAGAUUAUGCUAGAUGUGAAUUUGAAAAGAUCAAAUAUAGAUGAUGAUAGUGAGAUAUUACCAGAGCAAUUUUUGAAAUUGCAAGACAUGAUAAAUUUAGAUAAUCCUACCCUAAAUGAUCCAGUUGAUAAUGAAAAAAAAGUGGAAAAUCUACAAGAAAAAAAUAAUAAAUUAGAUGAAUGGAUAUUGGAUUUUGAACAAGAGAAGGAUUAUAAUCCUAAAACUAUUGUUAAUCUUUUUGUAAACCAAGAAUAG
Ambispora leptoticha is the source of this 323-nucleotide messenger RNA. The record is from the annotation of a GenBank genome assembly. NCBI's taxonomy places the organism in Eukaryota, Fungi, Glomeromycota, Glomeromycetes, Archaeosporales, Ambisporaceae.